AUGGAUAAUAAUUUUGGUAGUAAUAGUAAUAGUAAUAGUAAUAAUAAUAGACCUAGAUUUAGUUUGAGCGGAAACAACACAAAUAGUAUAGGUAUUGGUGGUAAUAAUCCUCAAAAGAGACCACCAUCAAGAACACCAGGUAGACAAUCAAUUCAACCAUCCUCCUUUUACAGCAACAAUGAACGUACAAAUCCAAUAAAUUUUAAUACUAGUAUAAACAAUAACAACCCAGCAUUUUUAAAUGAAACAACACCAACAUUAAAACGUUCAUCACUUAGAUACUCCAUAUCUGGAGACACAAGUCAAAACUAUAAUAACAAACCUCCCCUCUCACAAUCACAAUUACAAACACAAAGACCACAACCACAACCACAACCACAACCACAACCACAACCACAACCACAACCACAACCACAACCUCCACAACCUACACCAGCCCCAUCAAUACCAACUCUUACCUCCAAUAGUAACUUUUUUAAUAAAUUCUUUAGUCAGCCACAACCCACAACACAACCUUCACAAGAACCUGUAUCACAACCAACUGUCAAUAAUAAUAAUAAUAAUAAUAAUAAUAAUAAUAUAAAUAAUAGAGAAGAUGAUGAAAUGAUAGACUAUCCAAAUGAAUCAUUAAUAUCAAGUACUAAUAGUAAAUUCCGAGCUACAACAACAAAUAAUAAUAUUCUAGCAACACCUGAAUCAAAUUUUAAAAAAUCAUUUAAUGGUACCAAUAGUAACUAUUUACAUAUUCCAAAUACACCAAAUGGAAGUGUUAAUAGUAAUGCACCAAAUACACCAGCAAAAAUGAGAAAGAAACCAGUUAGUGAGAAGAUAAAGGAUGUUUUUAAUUAUCCAUUGGAUAAGUUUGACGAAAUUCAAGAAAACAUUUCAACAUUUCAUCAUAGUCAAUAUUAUAAGAGCUCAAUCUAUGGAUUGGCUCUAUUGUUGAAUCUUUUAUUAUUAGGCUACUCAAUUGACCUCUUGAAUACUUUCUUUGCUUUUCUUUUACUCUUAUUCAGUAUAGCCAAUACUUUUAUUUAUUUCAAUACAACUAAAACCUCUUAUCUCUAUCGUUAUGAAGGUACAACUUUUAAAUCUCCAAAUAUGUCAAUCACCCAAAUCGAAUCUCCAUCUGGUUCAAUUGAUAAUGUUAUAGUUUUAAAAUCAUGGGAUCCAAAAUUCCCAUCAAGAGUUUUAUUUACAUUAUUCUCUCCACUACAUGUUUUAAUUAUGUCAAUAGCAGGUCCUGAAUUUGAUAAAUUUGUAAUUUAUACAAUGAUUGCUGUUGCUGUAUCUUAUUCUCUCCAUUACCUUGAUGAAAAAUAUGAAGAAAAGAUUGUUGAUGAAAAAAUCAUAUUCUCUCAAGUUGCUGCCGAAUAUAAUCAUUUCAUGAAAGUGCCACCUAUUUUAAUCAGUAAAGGUACUCAAACAUUUAAUCAAUAA
Molecule: messenger RNA, 1440 nt
Organism: Dictyostelium discoideum AX4
Lineage: Eukaryota; Evosea; Eumycetozoa; Dictyosteliales; Dictyosteliaceae
Exons: 2
Coding region: 1-1440 (479 amino acids)
Cellular component (GO): endomembrane system
Source: RefSeq, a predicted model, not a curated record